Messenger RNA from Glarea lozoyensis ATCC 20868, 804 nucleotides. RefSeq lists its product as uncharacterized. Lineage: Eukaryota; Fungi; Ascomycota; Leotiomycetes; Helotiales; Helotiaceae. The transcript has 2 exons. Bases 1 to 804 code for a protein of 267 amino acids. The record is from RefSeq and is a predicted model, not a curated record.
AUGCAUUUUUCAACCAUCAUUUCUGCUGGUCUGUUCUUGCCAGCUUCUCUGUGUUCACCACUGGUUAUUGAUACCAAUUCUACACCACUGGCCACCAGAGAUGAGCUUCCACAGCAAGUCAUGGAAGAUCUGCGUAAUGGUCUCCUCAGUUCUAGUACCCGUCGAGAUCUUCCUAUUCAGGUCAUGAACGAUCUUAAGGCCGGAUUUGGCGGAGCUGACGUUGAAAAGCGAGGAGACGUCAAAAUCAGACAUGGUCUGGACUGGCUUCCAGAAAAUGUCAAACGGGAUUUCACAGCACUUCUCAAUGCCACCGAACCUGAACACUACAGUGAUUCAGGCGCUAUCGAGCGACGGAGUGAUGGUAGUCGGUACAAUUGUGGCAAUAAGCCUUGGGUUCCUGUUGACAAUUGGAAAGUCGGCUACGAGCUGUUUUGCGGAGGCCACGUGGGUGACGGAAAUGCAAUAGAAAUUGGCUACGCCGAGAACCAGGCAAGCUUCAUAGAAAACGGCAAAGGCUGGAGAUCGAUGGUAUUCAACACAAGACUUACAGAGCAAGACAAGACCAAGUACGACAAAGGCUUGCAGGGUCCUGAGGGACACGUCUAUUUCUUUGUGCACAAUUCCUACAAAAACCCAAGUGGUACCAUUACCUAUGAUGAAUGUUGCAGGUAUCAACAGAAACAAGCCAAUACGGAUUCGAAGUGUUAUCGUAAGGAUCAUAAAGACACGAAGGGCGGAGCAUGGAACGCCCCUGGCUGGGGUCUGGUAGGGGGUUUGGUUUAUGCUGGAAGUGCUGCCGAUUAA